Coregonus clupeaformis (lake whitefish) is the source of this 10378-nucleotide messenger RNA. RefSeq lists its product as uncharacterized. Lineage: Eukaryota; Metazoa; Chordata; Actinopteri; Salmoniformes; Salmonidae. Gene Ontology annotation, molecular function: protein binding. The coding region runs from base 1 to 9465 and encodes 3154 amino acids. The transcript has 38 exons. The record is from RefSeq and is a predicted model, not a curated record.
AUGGGCACUGUCUCCUGGACGGCCGUUGCCAGAGCGGACAUGUACCUAGCAACUGCCACAGGUAACGACGGACACACCCACACCUGCAGCUCCAACUCCACUGACUGUUCCUUCACCGACCUGCACUGCUCCGAGACCUACGCUGUCACCGUGGUUACCAUCGACAGGGGCUGCCAUAGCGACCCCAGCCCUGACUGUGAUGGCAACAUGGGCACUCUCUCCUGGACGGCCGUUGCCAGAGCGGACAUGUACCUAGCAACUGCCACAGGUAACGACGGACACACCCACACCUGCAGCUCCAACUCCACUGACUGUUCCUUCACCGACCUGCACUGCUCCGAGACCUACGCUGUCACCGUGGUUACCAUCGACAGGGGCUGCCAUAGCGACCCCAGCCCUGACGUUGAAGUCAGAACAGGUUUUUGUCCCCCCACCAAUGUUUCAACGUCUCUGCAGUGUGAUGGCAACAUGGGCACUGUCACCUGGUCGGCCGUUGCCAGGGCGGACAUGUACCUAGCAACCGCCACAGGUGACGACGGACACACCCACACCUGCAGCUCCAACUCCACUGACUGUUCCUUCACCGACCUGCACUGCUCCGAGACCUACGCUGUCACCGUGGUUACCAUCGACAGGGGCUGCCAUAGCGACCCCAGCCCUGACGUUGAACUCAGAACAGGUUUUUGUCCCCCCACCAAUGUUUCAACGUCUCUGCAGUGUGAUGGCAACAUGGGCACUGUCUCCUGGACGGCCGUUGCCAGAGCGGACAUGUACCUAGCAACUGCCACAGGUAACGACGGACACACCCACACCUGCAGCUCCAACUCCACUGACUGUUCCUUCACCGACCUGCACUGCUCCGAGACCUACGCUGUCACCGUGGUUACCAUCGACAGGGGCUGCCAUAGCGACCCCAGCCCUGACGUUGAACUCAGAACAGGUUUUUGUCCCCCCACCAAUGUUUCAACGUCUCUGCAGUGUGAUGGCAACAUGGGCACUGUCUCCUGGACGGCCGUUGCCAGGGCGGACAUGUACCUAGCAACUGCCACAGGUAACGACGGACACACCCACACCUGCAGCUCCAACUCCACUGACUGUUCCUUCACCGACCUGCACUGCUCCGAGACCUACGCUGUCACCGUGGUUACCAUCGACAGGGGCUGCCAUAGCGACCCCAGCCCUGACGUUGAACUCAGAACAGGGGCUGCCAUAGCGACCCCCAGCCCUGACGUUGAAGUCAGAACAGUUUUUUGUCCCCCCACCAAUGUUUCAACGUCUCUGCAGUGUGAUGGCAACAUGGGCACUGUCUCCUGGACGGCCGUUGCCAGAGCGGACAUGUACCUAGCAACUGCCACAGGUAACGACGGACACACCCACACCUGCAGCUCCAACUCCACUGACUGUUCCUUCACCGACCUGCACUGCUCCGAGACCUACGCUGUCACCGUGGUUACCAUCGACAGGGGCUGCCAUAGCGACCCCAGCCCUGACGUUGAAGUCAGAACAGUUUUUUGUCCCCCCACCAAUGUUUCAACGUCUCUGCAGUGUGAUGGCAACAUGGGCACUGUCUCCUGGACGGCCGUUGCCAGGGCGGACAUGUACCUAGCAACUGCCACAGGUAACGAUGGACACACCCACACCUGCAGCUCCAACUCCACUGACUGUUCCUUCACCGAUCUGCACUGCUCCGAGGCCUACGCUGUCACCGUGGUUACCAUCGACAGGGGCUGCCAUAGCGACCCCAGCCCUGACGUUGAACUCAGAACAGUUUUUUGUCCCCCCACCAAUGUUUCAACAUCUCUGCAGUGUGAUGGCAACAUGGGCACUGUCUCCUGGACGGCCGUUGCCAGGGCGGACAUGUACCUAGCAACUGCCACAGGUAACGACGGACACACCCACACCUGCAGCUCCAACUCCACUGACUGUUCCUUCACCGAUCUGCACUGCUCCGAGGCCUACGCUGUCACCGUGGUUACCAUCGACAGGGGCUGCCAUAGCGACCCCAGCCCUGACGUUGAACUCAGAACAGGUUUUUGUCCCCCCACCAAUGUUUCAACGUCUCUGCAGUGUGAUGGCAACAUGGGCACUGUCUCCUGGACGGCCGUUGCCAGGGCGGACAUGUACUUAGCAACCGCCACAGGUAAAGACGGACACACCCACACCUGCAUCUCCAACUCCACCGACUGUUCCUUCACCGACCUGCACUGCUCCGAGACCUACGCUGUCAACGUGGUUACCAUCGACAGGGGCUGCCAUAGCGACCCCAGCCCUGACGUUGAACUCAGAACAGCCCUGUGUCCACCCAUCCAGCUGGAGGGCAUAGUGUCCUGUUCUACCAACAUCCUGUCCCUGACCUGGGAUGCCAGCCCAGUGUACGGGGCCAAAUACACCUUACACUCCCAGAAGAUAGGGGGCGCUAACACCACCACCUCAUACCCCACCUCUGACACCUCCCUCUUCAUCACCGGCCUGCAGUGCGGGGAACACUACGCAUUCCAGGUCGUCACUAGCGAUGGGAACUGCAACAGCAGUCUUAGCCGGCCACUGGAGAUGGAUACAGCUCCAUGCCAGCCAACCCACCUGGCAGCGCGUGUGGACUGUGGAACCAACCGAGGCAAGAUCUCUUGGUUCGAAAGCCUCGGCGCCUCUUACUACAUCGCCGAGGUGACGGGCGGCCAUGGGCACGUGGCUUCUUGUACCUCCAAUGAUACUUCCUGUGCGGUGAAACUGCACUGCGGGCAGACGUACUCGGCUAUACUGGUCGCCUCCACUGACUCCUGCAACAGUACUCUGCACGCCGCCAUUGAAUUUGACUCAGCCCCCUGUCUGCCUGAGAACGUGGUGGCAGAGCUGAACUGUAACUCCAACGUGUUAGCGGUGCAGUGGCAGCAGACCCCUGGAGAUGGAGACGACACCUACACAGCCCUGGUCAUCGGCAGUGACGGCUACCAGGCCUCCUGUAACUCCACCUCUAACUCCUGCAGCAUCUUCAAUCUGCAGUGUGGCCAGACCUACGAGGUGGCUGUCACCUCCUCCUCCAUCAACUGUUCCAUCAUCGCUGGAUCAGACUACCAGGUUCAGUCGGCCCCCUGUAAGCCCCAGAAUACCACGGUGGACCUGGAGUGCAGCGCCAACGUCGCCACAGUGAUCUGGGACCUGACCAGCACAGCUCAGAACUACACGGUGACGGCGACGGACGUGUCAGGCACCAACACCAGCUGCAGCACCAACGAGACCAGCUGCUCCUUCUCUGAGCUGAGUUGUGGCGAGAUGUACACCUUCAGCGUCGUGGGCCACACCAACGUGUGUAUGAGCGAGGUCAGCUCUCCCAUGCAGAUGCUCACAGCUCCUUGCGUGCCCACUAACAUUGCCUCCAGUCUAGACUGUGGUACAGGGUUGGCCCUCAUCACUUGGAACAGUGCCGUGGGAGCUACAGCCUACACCGUGCAGGCGGAGGGUAACCAUGGUCACAACUCCUCCUGCAGCGACACAGGCACACAAUGUUCCCUUAAAAACCUGGUAUGCGGGCAGGAAUACUCUGUCGUUGUUGUAGCAAUGCACACCGGUUGUCCUGGUCCAGGCAGUCAGGCUGUAACGUUCACUACAGCUCCCUGCCCUCCUCAAUCUGUGGAAACCCAACUGGACUGCCUGUCUGGAAGGUUGAAUGUUGCCUGGCAACCGAGCGUCGGGGCGACCCGCUACCACGCCACGGUGCAAGAAGGAAGUAACGUCAUGAUGUGCGACACCAAUACAACUUCCUGUGUCGUCCCCAAUCUGAGCUGUGGAAACGCCUACAACAUUACCGUGGUAGCACAGGGCCAAUCCUGCAACAGCUCCCACAGCGCAGCCAAUGAGAUUUCAACAGCACCCUGCCCCCCCACCUCCCUCUCAGCCACCGUGGACUGCUCCACCAACAUCGCUAUGGUCACCUGGGACUCCCAGAAUGCACUGGGGGUGGCGUACAGAGCCCAGGCAUUGGACGUGCAGCGUAGUUCAGUAGACUGUAACACCACAGACUCUAACUGUGCUCUGACUAGGCUGCAGUGUGGCAGUGAGUACAACGUCACUGUCACAGCCUCAAAGGACAACUGCUGGAGCAUCCCAAGCCUGACGUUUACCUUCACUACAGCGCCCUGUGUGCCCCUCCUCUCUGAUGUCCAGCUGCUUUGCUCCUCUGACUCCGCCUCUAUCACCUGGGCAACGGCUGCAGGGGCGGAGCUGUAUGAAGUCACAGCGGAGGACGGCCAGGGCGGGAGCCUGCAGUGUAACUCCAGUGAUGUCACUUCCUGCCAGGUGUCCAGCCUGCAGUGUGGACAGCAAUAUGUUUUCAGUGUGACCGCCUUGGACAGGCUGUGUGCGAGCGCUCCCAGCGCUAUGAUACAGUCAAUGACAGCCCCUUGUCCUCCCCAGAAUAUCCACACCUCAGUGGGCUGUGAGAACCGCACCGCCUGCAUUAGCUGGACCCACAGCCAGGGGGCGCUGUCUUAUACAGCUAGACUACACACGGCUGGUGGUGAGGCAGCUUCCUGCUCCUCCAACACCACCGGCUGUGACAUCACCUCCCUUCCCUGCGGAGAGACGUACACAGUGACAGUGGCUGCAGAGGGACAUACCUGCAACAGCUCCCAAAGCUCGGAAUCCCCUAUCAAGACAGCUCCAUGUGUGCCCUCUGCUCCCAUGGCCAACUUGAGCUGCAGCACCAACAUGGCCGCCAUGACCUGGAACAGCAGCCUGGGAGCCGACCUUUACUCUGUAGAAGCCAAUAGUAGUGCAGGUCACUCUGCCAACUGCCAAUCAGCAGGCCUGAGUUGUGAACUGACGUCCUUACAGUGUGGCCAGACAUACACGGUCACAGUGACAGCUCAGGACAGCACCUGCACCAGCGCUAGCAGCCAGUCAGCGGAAGUCAAGACAGUUCCCUGCAUGCCCACGGGUGUCAAGACCGAUUCUGACUGCCUGUCCAAUGCUGUGACCGCUUCCUGGUUUGCGAGUGACGGUUCAGAGUACUAUAUCGCCACGUUGGAGGAUGGUAACGGCAUGUCUACCACGUGUAAGUCGGUGGGGACGCAGUGUACCGUCGCGGGGCUCCAGUGUGGACAGGUCUACCAUGUGACUGUAGCUGGGUCAGACGACAAGUGCACCAGCCCACAGAGCGUUGACACCCAUACACACUCAGUGCCUUGCCUGCCCAGCUCCCUCCAGGCCAUCAUGGACUGCGAGGCGGUCUCCGCCACCGUAUCCUGGCAACCCAGCGCCGGCACCUUGUCCUACGUCACCAUGGUAAUGGCCGGGUCAGGCCACAACGCUAGCUGUGCCACUAAGCACACCAACUGUGAGAUGAGUGUUCUGGAAUGUGGGGAGGACUACACUGUGACUGUGAGGGCUCUGGGAGAGAGCUGCAGUAGUGUGGCACAGAUGGCAGGACACCUCACCACAGAGCCCUGUGUGCCCAUGCAUCUCAGUGUGUCCUACAGCCUGUCCAUCGCUCAGCUGUUCUGGGACACUGCUAAAGGUGCCACCUCCUACUCUGCCCAGGCCAUCACUGACCAGGGCCUGACGGUCAGCUGUCACACCAACGACACCAACUGUGCCCUGCCCGCCAUGGCCUGCGGUCAGCUGUACAAUGUCACUGUCUCUGCUAGCAACAGCGCCUGUAACAACAGUGUCACCUCCAAGCCCUACACCAUGAUGACAGAGCCCUGUACGCCCACCAACGUGCAGGCCAGUAUGGACUGCAACACUCUGACAGGUUCCGUCUCCUGGGAAGCGAGUGACAUUGCCGUGGGUUACGCCGUUGUCCUGGAAGGCCAGGAUGGCCACUCCACCAACUGUCUCACCACGGCAACCAGCUGUGACAUGGGAGGGCUGAAGUGCGGCACGGUGUACUACGUUUAUGUCAGAGCCCUGGGAGUUCAGUUUAACAGUUCAGUCUCCUCUGGAGUUGGUCUUUCACCAGCCCCAUGUCUACCCAGCAGUGUGCAGGCCCAGGUGGACUGUGGGAGCGAUGGCGCCGCCCUGCUGUCCUGGAGCUACACUGACGGAGCCAACAACUACACCCUGUCUGCCAUGGGGGUGGGGGGCGAUGCGGCCUCCUGCACUACCGAGCAGAACCAGUGUAAUGUCACGGGUCUAUCCUGCGGAGGGCGGUAUAACAUCACACUCACCGCCACCAACCAGGAGUGUCAGAUCACUGUCCCCAUCAACGCCAGCUUCGACACACGUCCGUGCUCCCCCCAGCAUGUUGCUGUAGACCUGACGUGUGGCACCCAGAUAGCCGACCUGUCCUGGGAGGAGAGGUCAGAGGUGGAGCUGUAUGAGUCUAUCGCCACCAGGUGGUCAGAUGGGGCAGUGCAGCACUGUAACUCCACUGGCUCUACCUGUCAGUUCACUGACCUGGCCUGUGGAGCAACCUACAGCUUCACUGUGACCGCACGUAGCAACGGCUGUCACAGCCCGCCCAGCAACACUGUUCAGAUCAACACAGUGCCAUGUGUGCCAUCUCUGGUGGAGGGAAGAGUCGACUGUGUGAGUGGUGACGUGUCAGUGACCUGGAAGCAUAGCAAUGGAGCCACUGCCUACACCGCCAUCGCCCAGGGCAACGAGGGCUACGCGUUCUCCUGCAACACCAGUGGGACGGUGUGUGUGUUCAAUGACCUGCUCUGUGGACACACCUACAGCGUCACCGUCAGCGCUGCCGACAACACCUGCUCCAGUGCCUACAGCAGCCCCAUCACCGUGGAGACAGAACCCUGUGAGCCCCAGAAUGUCAGUGCUCACUUGGACUGCCAUAGCAACGAGGGCGUGGUCUCCUGGGAGAUUAGUGACAGGGUGACAUCACACCUUGUUACGGCAGUUGGCCCUGACGGACACCGUCUCAGCUGCAACAGCACCUCCUCGUCCUGCACACUACCCACCAUGCACUGCGGCCAGCGCUACAACCUCACCGUCACCGCCCUGGAAGGCGUCUGCGACAACAGUCGUUCACAACUCACCCUGCCGUCAGGGCCCUGUGCUCCGGGUAACCUGCAGACUAGCUUCCAGUGCAGCACCAACUCUACCUCAGUGACCUGGGAUAGAGGCAGUGGAGCCCUCUCCUAUAUGGUUGUAGGAGAGGCUACCAAUGGCCACAUUACCUCUUGGAACUCUAGCACCACGGACAGUGAUCUGGAGGGAUUGCAGUGUGGCCAGAUGUACAAUGUCUCAGUCCACUCUAUGGAUGGAGUCUGUAGGAGCAUUCAGAGUGUCAGCUCAGACGUGCAAACGGCCCCCUGCCCGCCCCAGAAUGUGGAUGCCGAGGUAUACUGUGCCUCAGGCAUCAUGUUGGUGACCUGGGACCCCAACAUGGAUGUCCAGUUCUUCCUGGUGGAUGCAGUGACAAAGGGAGGGAGAAGCCACUCCUGCAACACUACAGACACCCAGUGCUUCAUCACCAGUCUGCCCUGUGGAGAGAGCUUCUCUGUCCAGGUCACCGCUGCCAGAGGAGGCUGCCACAGCCUGCCCAGUCAGGCCCUCAACAUCUCAUCAGCCCCGUGCAUGCCCACGGGGGUGAACGGUAGCCAGGACUGUGUGACCAACAAUGCCUGGGUGUCCUGGGCCCCUGCCCUGGGGGUGGACAGAUACAUGGUGACCGCUAACGGCGUGGGGGGGUACAACUCCUCCUGCUCCACCCAUGGCUCUGACACCACCUGUGAGGUGCCUGACCUGGCCUGCGGGGUGCGCUACAACUUCUCGGUUACUGCUAGCAACGGACAGUGUGAUAGUCCACCCAGUGCGACCUUCGACCUCGAGACACCUCCCUGCGCCCUGGCCAGCAUCACCGCCUUCGCCCAGUGUCAUAACUCCUCCAUCCUGGUCCUGUGGGAGCCCAUGGUGGGCAGCGUGGGAAACCCUGUGUACAUCGCCACGGCGGAGGCCAGCGACCGCAGCGUGCUGACCUGUAACAGCUCUGCCAGCAGCUGUGACCUGGAGGGGGCGCGCUGUGGCCUGCACUACACUGUCAUCGUAGCGGCAUCAUCAGACAGCUGCACCAGCCAGAGGAGUCCUCCUUAUAGGAUCAGCAUGGAACCAUGCCCCCCCCAGGGUGUGGUCAUCAGCUCCCCCUGUGAGUCCCACGGAGCUCACGUGUCCUGGACCACGUCCCCUGUGGCCGAGACCUACCUCAUGACCGCAACGGGUGGAAACGGGGACGUGCGGUCCUGCAAAACGACCGCCAACAACUGCUCCCUGUCUGAGCUGCAGUGUGGUCAGCAGUACGCUAUCUGUGUGACCGCCAGCCACGAGAACUGCUCCAGUGGCGCCAGUCAGAACGUCACCUUCAAUACAGUGCCCUGCCAGCCAGAAGGUCUGUCCGUGUUGGUCCAGUGUGCCAACCACUCUGCGUUGCUGUCGUGGACAGUCAGAGGUGGCGUUGUGGACUACAGGGGCUGUGGCCAGGCUGAGGAUGGCACCAUGCUUUACUGUGAGAGCACAGGGGCUUCCUGUACCAUCGGAGGGUUGGAGUGUGGUGCCCAGUACAACUUCUCUGUUCAGGCCUCAGACGGGACCUGCAACAGCUCCUUCAGUGAGCCUCUGCUGGCCGGAGCAGCUCCCUGUCCCCCAGAGACCAUGGCAGUGACCAUGUUCCCCAUGCAGAACCAGACCCAGUUUUUGCGUGCUUCCUGGACCCAUGUGACCUGUCCCAACGUCCAAUACCUGCUGGAGGUGACCGGAAGCAUCCUGGGAGACAGCCAAUCCCAGUUCGAGCUGUCUUCCUAUUGGACCAGCUCCAGCUUCUUCGAGCUGCUCCUCCCCUGUGGCUCGUCCUAUAGCGCGACAGUGAGGAGCAGGAACUUUGCAGGCGACAGCGCCCCCUCUGCAGCCAUCACUGGAACCACAGCCCCUUGCCCUCCACCGGUGGUGACCUACAGUGGUUCCAUCUCCUCGGCCACCAUCUCGUGGAAUGCAUCCGUCUACGCCACCAUGUAUACGGUGUAUGACAUCAGUGGCGCGGUGCGGAACCAGGUGUGCAGCACGGUACAGCUGUCCUGUUCCCUGGCCAACCUCAACUACAACAACCUGGAGGUCACCGCUAGCAACACGGCCGGGGAGAGCGACCCCACCAGGGAAAUAACAGUGCAUCACUUGAGGAGAAGGAGAGAUCUCAGUGAAGAAGAGAUGAUCUCAGAGACGAGUCUGUCCAAGCCCGUGGUGCGGGUCACCGUGGAAACCCCCAACGUCCUCCUGGUGGAGUGGUCCCCCGUGAAGGGGGCCGCCUACUACAACCUAGUGGUGCGAGAGCAGAGUUCUCGCCCCCGCCACGCCAGCCGCCCCCAGAUACUGACCGUGUACGGCGAGAGCUCCAUCGUCGCCAACCUCAAACCUUCCUCCACAUACUGCUUAUCCGCGUCGGCCCACACUGAGGACAGGGAGGGGCCCUACUCAGAGCCUGUGUGUGUGGAGACUGUGGCCCCUGCAGUCAAGAUGUGAAGGGGGGUUCUGGAGUGAAGCAGAGGCAUGGGCAGAGACAUUAAUUUAUCUUAAUAUUUAUAUAUGGCUCUGGUCAUGGGUAUCACAGAACAAGAAUGUAAUACUUAUCAAUCUCCAGAUGUUUUGGUGCCAACAUGGGCACAGCAACCCACAAGCAAUUUUUGAAUCUCAAAUCAUUCUGCCUUAUUCUGUAAAACGAAGGUCUCCUUUGGGAAAGUGGUCUUCUAACCUCAGAGGGACUUCCUGGUUCAAUACGAAAGCUACAGUAUGUCUCUGGUCGGCAUAACAAGGCCGCUGGCAGUAUGUAUUGUAUUGUCACUGAAUGCUAUAGCUCAGUGUUUCCCAACCCUGGUCCUCCAGUAACCCCAACAGUACACAUUUUUAUUGUAACCCCGGACAAGCACAACUGAUUUAACUCAUUGAGGACCUGAUGAUUAGUUGACUAGUUGAAUCAGUUGUGUUUGUCCGGGGCUACAAUAAAACUGUACUGUUGGGGGUACUGGAGGACCGGAGUUGGGAAACACUGCUAUAGCUGACCGUAACUUUUUCUAAAAUGUCAGCGGUUUUUUUUAAGGUUUGGGGUAGCUCUGUCUGCGGUGUGAUGGUUGAGAUAUGUGAUCCAAAGUGGUCAUUUCCUAUCUCUUUUCCUGUUGUAUCAAGUAGUAUAAAAUAUUUGUAUGACUUGUGAGAAACGACCUAUGAAGUAUACUAUUCCUAAAUCAUCAUCAUCCUUGCUGAAGUUGUGAAAUCAAAGCUCAAACAUGUAUUUCUAGUUUUUGUAUAAUUUUUACAAUACCUUCGACAAGUUAUUUUUAAUGACUUGCUUUAUAUGCAUCUUUCCUUUUUAUUACAUAUAUAUAUAUAUACUGAACAAAAAUAUAAAACGCAACAUACAACAAUUUCAAAGAUUUUG